Messenger RNA from Ectocarpus sp. CCAP 1310/34, 2260 nucleotides. The record is from the annotation of a GenBank genome assembly. NCBI's taxonomy places the organism in Eukaryota, Phaeophyceae, Ectocarpales, Ectocarpaceae.
AUGAAAAACGAGGAAGGGUCGUCGGCGGAUGAGCUCGUGCUCCGACUGUAUGGCGUGGCCAAGACUCGGGUCAUGUACGACACGACGAACAUGGCCCACAACAAUAGCAACGCGCAGUCGUACACCCACCGAGAAAUGCUGACCGAGAAGAAGGAGUUCCUCUCGUACGAUGUCCAGCUAGCGGCUUUCGGCGGGAAGGCGGCGUCAGGGCGCCAUAGCUUCCCUUUCCAAGUGAUGCUUCCCCCGGGGCUGCCGCCAUCCAUGGAGGAGAACGGCUCCCAGGGAGGAAGCUGUGAGAUUGUCUAUGGCUUCGAGGCGCGGCUGCACCGACCAGGGAUGCUCCACUUCGACGCAAAGGGGAAAGCAAAGUUGAUCGUGUUGAGCAAACCACACGAGGCCAGCGCCGCAACGCCUGUGCUGGUGGGCCCAGCUACGCAGACGGUGAAGAAGUUAUGUUGCUUGAAGAGCGGGAGCAUGAGCAUUGGAUUCCAGGCGGACCACUCGGAGGUGGGGCUAAACGAAACCGUAGGGCUUACAGUCGUGGCCCGUAACGACAGUUCCGCUGAGGUGAAAACCAUGCACGUUGAGAUCAAGCAGGUGUCCACGUGGUUCGCCCGGGGCUACAAAGAGAGCAAGACUCGCACGGUUGCGGCGAUCGUCGUUCCGGGGACACAGCUCCGAGCAACCGAGAAAGGGAACCAGCGCGGGCGGAGCUCUGCCGUGAUAGCGGACACUGCGCGGGCGGACCUACAGGAGCAGCUCGGCGCUGGGGCCGGCACUCGCUACGACCUCUUGGUCCCCGGCAACAGCCUGCUCACCCUGCAGGCAGACCUCAUCGAGGUGAAGCACACGCUCAGUGUGAUGCUGAAGACCCCGCAUUGCAUCAGCUCGCCGGACGUCUGGACACCGCUGCUCGUGCACGCCGGCACCACCAAUGCCCCCGACGGGGUGCCCGGCGAAGGGUCGUUCGUGCCACACUCGGGCGAGGCUAUCCCGUUCGCCACCGGUCUUGACGACGAGGGGAACAUCAAGCCCGUAUCAGUGCCUCAAAGCGCCGUGACCAUGAAGUACACCAAUAACAUUUCCAAGUUUUAGUAGCUUCGGCGGGGACAUUGGGUGUGCCUGGCUGCCUUUUGUGCGUGUAGCGCUGAGGAACAUGCGUGGCGCCGGCGGCCAUGCAUAAGAGGUGGCAACAAUCCCUAUCGCUGCCGGGAUUGGGAGUGACACGGAGGAGAAACCCGCCGUAUUGUGCCGGGUACGAGCGGUCCGUUGACACGGCGAGAGAGAUGAACAUGACCAACUGCUCGUUUGGUGUGUGGCACGUUCAGCCCCAAACUGUUGUCGUUGUAAAUAGCUUCUGAUACUCUGGUGGCGUUGGCACCGGGAGGUUGGACGCUUUUAUUUUUUUAUUGUCAUACUUGUUGACUCUUACAUACGGCCUCCCUACUGCAAGUCAGCGCUAAAUGACAGCCCGGGCCUCGUUUUGCCUCUCGUUUCUCUUUUGUCAGAUGGUGUGUACGGUGUUAUCUGUGCUUUCCACAUAUAAGCGUGCCAAAUACUUUGUUAUGUGACUUGCACGUCGCGAACUCCGCAGCAGCUACCCGGGCAUCCUCAGGUGCUCACGCCUUGUUCUGCCUGGCUCGCGUUGUAGGAGUUGCUAAACGCGUGAUUUCGUUUGCUUUUUGUCGACUUGAGUCCAUGGCGUGCGGGAUCAUGGGCAGGGAAGUAUUUGUUGUGCGGCAGUGUUGUGAGGGCGCAUUGCUGUUCUUUUAAGCGGCGUAGUUUGUAUCCGCAUCUGUGCUUCCUGGCACUUUCACGAGUUUACGCGCAGAUUUGCGGGGCCUCUAUGGAGGGGCCUGUCAUUCACGAAGCCAUUUCCGGCAGGUCGAGGUGUUCAUACGCUCUCAGUUCGUUGUUCCCCCCCCCCCUUCUUUUUUUUUCGUUUUUCGAUUCGAACCAUUAUUGUUUCAAGUCGGGCAAGGUGGAGAGCUUGCCAUUGGUCGUUUUGGUGUUGCUGUGCGGUGAGCUUUGCAACCGAGACCACGACAGUGGGGGGUUUACUCGCCUUGUGCGCUAGUCAUGUAUGUACCCUAGAUGAUUUCGUAGCCUUCCGAGGUUUUCUCGUCUCGAGCAAGAGAAGCAUAGAUAGACACGAAUAAGCUUUUGAUCGUACUAGCUCGCGCCAUGAAGGAUGUGAGUCGCGUCAAGCGCAAUGCCAGUUCCAAGAGAUUUGAUAUUUUGCCCCGAGGCACUCCUUCAC